AUGCCCCCGAUCCUUUUGGACGGCGGCUUCUCCCGCGAACUCAUCCGCCUCGGUGCCCCAUUCGCCCAGCCCGAGUGGUCCGCCCUAAGCCUUCUGUCUCCGGAAAGCCACACGUUCGUGUCGCAAGCACACACCGCGUUCGCACGCGCGGGCGCCGACAUUCUCACGACCAACUCGUACGCAAUCGUGCCGUUUCAUAUUGGUGAGGAAAGGUUCUGGGAGAGAGGGAAGGAACUGGCAAGCGAUGCGGGAAGGUUGGCGAGGAGUGUAGCAUCUGAGGAGGAGGGGAGGAGGGGCACGGAGAGGGAGACCGGAGAGGACGGAAGCUCGGCAGCGAGUUCAGGGUUGGUCAGGGUCGCGGGGAGUCUGCCGCCGAUCUUUGGGAGCUAUGAGCCGGCACUCUUCGAUGCGAGCAGGGUGCAAGAGCACUUAGCCGUACUAGUAGGAGGUCUCGCAGCCUGGGUGGAUCUGUGGCUAGGCGAGACGCUGAGCUUGAUUGCCGAGGCUGAAGCGGUGCGGACAGCAGUCAAGAGAUCGGGGAAACCGAUCUGGAUAGCAUUCACGCUGGACGAUCGGAGUGAACAGCCAGAUUCGGAGGCUCAAGCAAAGCUGCGAGGGGGAGAAACGGUAGCAGAAGCCGCAGCCAAACUCAUUGAAUGGGACGAUGUCGAUGCCAUCUUGUUCAACUGCUCGAAGGCGGAGUGUAUGUUACCGGCCGUCAAGCAGACUAAAGCUGUGUUCGAUGCGCAUGGUUGCAAGAAGCUGAUUGGUGUCUACGCCAACCGCUUCGAGCCACAGGGCGAGGACUACAAGGCAAAUGCAGUCGUUAGCACGCUUCGAGACGACUUGGGUACAGACCGAUAUGUUGAGUUCGCAAAGAACUGGAUCGAAGCUGGAGCAGGCAUCGUGGGAGGAUGUUGUGGUGUAGGCAGCGAGCAUAUUCGACGGCUUGGCGAGGAGUUGGUCACCAAAGAGCACCAAACGAAGGGGAAGUAA
This is a messenger RNA of Cyphellophora attinorum, 996 nucleotides long. Its product is annotated as Homocysteine S-methyltransferase 1. The transcript has a single exon. The record is from RefSeq and is a predicted model, not a curated record. The coding region runs from base 1 to 996 and encodes 331 amino acids. Gene Ontology annotation, molecular function: methyltransferase activity; zinc ion binding. NCBI's taxonomy places the organism in Eukaryota, Fungi, Ascomycota, Eurotiomycetes, Chaetothyriales, Cyphellophoraceae.